AUGUUUGAUAAGAGUGAGUUUGAGAAAAUGCAGCAUAACCGUGGUCGAGAAAAUGUGGAGUUGCCGAAACUUCCCCCAUUGGAUACGAGGAGCCCAUUUCUAGAUUUUAGGGAAUCUUUUGACCGAGACGUCUCCAUUGGAUGGACCCCAGUGGAAGAGCGAGUACCGAACUCCCGGCAGAUCUUUAAUCGAAACAGUGCUGAUCGAAACAAUAAGGAAUUGCCUCAGACUCCAUCGCAGGGCUCUUCUGGAGACUCUGUAUGGCGAACGCCAUCAACAGUCUCAAAUUCUUCGAGGAAACAUCUUGCAAGAAAGCCGCCACCGCCGCCAAGACCUCAAGUUGAAACUCCGUCAACGCCGUUUCAUGAUCACCAUCCCAAGCCUUACAGGUCUCCUUUCGUUGGUGAGGAAGACGUACAGCGGGUCGUAUCCAAAGAACAGAACUACCAUUAUAGGUCGCCCUUUGUGGGAGAGUCAGUGCUGGACAUUGAUGAUCUCCAUGUGACACGGAAUCAUCCAGAUCGCGGAAGAUCGGUCGAAACUAACCCCUUUGUCGCACCUGUUGACGAGCAGAAGUACAGGAGAGCCCUUCCACCUCUACCGACGGCCAAAAAGAUGAAUGAUGGUCUUGAUCAUCUUGAUAUCACAGAUUUGGGCGUAUUUAAUAUCCAGCCGCCUCCGCUUCUCGGAGCUCUACGAGAUUUUAGCAACCACAGUAGGUUUUCUGACAGUAUCGGGAGCUCAUAUUCGGAUGGCAACUAUGCAUUCAAUGGAACAAGUACAAGGCGUAAUAGUUUCGGAUCCUUACUAGGUGGUAAACCUUUGGACCAAGUUCCGAGCAUAACUGCACCAACACAACCGUUUUCGAUUGAUUCGCUCGACGAAAAUAAGUUGUACCAAUGCUACAGCGUAUAUCGCCUGUCAGACAUCUACGAGUGGAUUUUGAAAGUUUACUUUGAGUGGUUUAAUGAAUACAUUUUUGGUAAGAUAGAGUUCUUUCAAAUGGUUCAGCUACUGUUGGAGUUUCAGAUGCCCAAGAGCUUUGACCAAGAUACCAUUGAUUCCAAUGUUGAUAGGAUCAUUGAGUCUCUGGUUGUCCAGAAAGCCGUACGAUUCGAACAAGAUGAUCAAGCAGAGAUUACUAUUAUUGUGGGUGGGCUCGAUGUUAGUGGUAUUUUCACUCAAUUGCUUCCUUGCUACUCUUUCCUAGAUACGGCGUAUGCGCCCGCCGAUAUCUCGUCAUGCUAUUCCUUUACUUGUGUUAGUAGGCUGCCUCAUGAAAGACAAGAGAUCAAAUUAUCAGAGUUAAUCAAUAAGUCUGUGGGACUCUGGACAGAUUAUUGGAAAUUAACACCGGAAGACAUCUCCGAAAUAAACCCGCAAGAGGUCCAGAGACAGAGCUUUAUCUUUGAUCUAAUUAUACUGGAGGAAAGGUCGUUGAAUAUGGCUAGUGCUGCUGUGGAAAUAUACGGUAAAAAAUUCGUUCCAACUCUUCUUCCUGAUGAUCCUGAUUUUGCUAGAUGUGCGUUUGAUAUUUUCGAACCUUUAAUUAAACUGCACAAAGACUUUCUUCUAACACCAAUAUUGUGGAAGCUGAAGACCCGAGGAAAGUUCAUCGAUGGCGUAGGGAAGAUAUACCUAAGAUGGUGCAAUGAAGCCCGAGAAAUAUACUUGAAAUAUGCGGUUGACAUGGCAACUGUCCACUCAGUCAUUAUUUGGGAAAAGGAACAUCAAACAAAAUUUGCCGAGUGGCUAAAAGAGAUUGACAAUUCGCCUGAGAUUAGUCGCUCUAAGAUGUACCACGAUGUAAUCUUUUUCGGAGGCUUUUUUAAAUCACUCCAAAAUUUGCCUAUAACGCUAAACUCGAUUUUAAAGAACACCCAGCCUUCAUCGGAGGAUUAUGAAUAUCUGAAGCUUGUCAUUGAGGCAGUGGAGAAACUUGGUGCAGAUGUCGAUCGAGCUCAUGGACAUGCCAUUGAUCGCCGUGCGCUAGUCAGAUUUUCUAAGCAGCUUGUGUUCAGAAGUAGCGGAAGCAGUAACACGGUUGGCUAUGUUAAUGUCGCUCAAAGCCCAGAUGAAGAGGACGUGAUUGCAGGGCAAGAUAAAUUAGAUCUCGGACUGGCGAAACCAGAACGAAAAAUUCUCAUGUCUGGAAUGGUUUUAAAAAAAAGAGAGCUCUGGUUGGAUCCUGUCCCUAUGUUCAUCGUUCUCCUGGAUAACUACUUCUUGAUCACGGAACCGGUUAUCAAAGGCAACCAGAAGAGGUAUAAACUGGCUGAAAGACCUAUACCAAUCGAUUAUUUAAGCUUGGAGGAAAGAAGAAAACUCGAAAACGCUCAAAGCUCUGGUAGCAGUUUAAGAGAAUUGACUCCACGAGAUAACACUUCGCUUAUGUCUCCUAUGAGUGGUAUUAGACCGAACCUCAUUAGUGCGGCAAGCUCAGUAUCAAAGUCGAUAUACAACCCAGGGACUAACGAUAAGCGAUCAGACUAUACUGGUAUAUCGAACGCAAACCCUGAAACUGCCGAGGCCUCCUUUAAAAUCAGGAAUACAGCAACGAAUGAAUCGUUUACUUUUGUGACAAUUACCUUGGAAGAAUGUCAAGCAUGGAAGCAUGCUUUGAUUGACAGUUUUGGUCGAUCAAGCGUUGCUAAAAGUGGCACAGGCUUCCAGUUGCAAGUUCUGAGUACCCAGUUCGCGUACGUGGAGAGGGAUGCACCUGUAAAUUUACCGGUGGCUCCUGAAGGUUCAGAAAUUGACAUUGCAUUGAGGAACUAUGAAAAACGAUUUGGCAUGCUUUUAACUUCGCUUCAUGCAGUGCCAACAAUCCUUUUCUGCUCAGUUUCUCUGCAACUGGAAGACAAGUUAUUCCUCUUCUUGGCAACUAAUAAAGGUGUUCUGUUGAGGAACGAAGCAGAUGAAGACCAAAAUUUUGUGAGAAUUCUCCAGACGAACGGUGUUAAAAAGAUGGAGGUCAAUAUUAAACUUGGUCUUCUCUUUGUUCUUGACAACAAGGUCCUCUGCUAUUUUUCUUUAUCGAGCCUUAUCGCAGCCUACUACGACAGCAAAGGAGACUCCAAGAUGGAUCACCUGGUUGGGGUUGUCAUAAGCGACAAAGUUGAUUGCUUCAAGUUUGCCAACGAUUUCGGAAACUCCAGGCAACUACUCUAUCAGAGAAAGAGUCGCAUUUAUCUUUUGACGCCAGAAUACGAUGGGAUUACAAAACUGCUCAAGUAUUUUAAACUAUACAAAGAGUACAAGCUGCCCGCAUUUGCAUCUGGCCUGACCUCGACAGAGGUCGAUGAGAUUAUUGUAUUCAAAAAGAGUUUUGUUGUCUGUGCUUCCAAGGCUGCUGUCUUGUACCACGAUGCAUUCAACGACGAUGGACUCGCGCUACCCAAUUUCAUGAACGAUGAGGCUGUAUUGACUUUCCUGAAGCACUCUUAUCUGACUUCCAAUCCGUUCAGAACCGCAAUGGAAUCCUCUUCCAAAAAGAACUCCUCGAAGCAAAAAAUGGCCGAAUAUGUAAAGAAAGAUAUUGCUACAAGCAAAACAAGGCCCAUCGCGUGCUUUCGAAUUACAGGUUCAGACGAAUUCUUUAUUGUUUACGAUGAGGCCGUCAUAAAGAUUAACCGGCAGGGCCAAAUAGCGGAUUGGAAACUAAACAUCUUAGUUCUGGAUUUCUGCUGCACCGGAGCCGCAUUCUACAGUGGUUGUCUAAUACUGGUUGGUGACAGUCUGGUGCAAGUUUACAAAGUUGCCGAGUCAGACGUUCCUCUGAGCAGGUUGGUUCCGAUACAGAUUAUCAAGGGCAAGAAAGUCAAGUUGAUCAACUCUGACAAAACUGGCGAGCCUAUCGUGGCUUUGAGUCAUCCAAACAUCGCAAAUAGACAACUACUCAUGGCCCUAAGGCCGCAGUAA
Torulaspora globosa is the source of this 3921-nucleotide messenger RNA. RefSeq names its product Rho family guanine nucleotide exchange factor TUS1 (gene TUS1). Gene Ontology annotation, molecular function: guanyl-nucleotide exchange factor activity. The record is from RefSeq and is a predicted model, not a curated record. Lineage: Eukaryota; Fungi; Ascomycota; Saccharomycetes; Saccharomycetales; Saccharomycetaceae. The coding region runs from base 1 to 3921 and encodes 1306 amino acids. The transcript has a single exon.